AUGAGGACGCUAUUUCCGAUCUGUUGUCUCGUCCUCGUCACCGUGGGAGCAGACCGGGCGUGGACCGGCGGAAACCUGACGGUGGACGGCAGCACCGGGACCAACCUGACGGCCAACGGCAGCAGCAGCAGCAGGUACAUCCGGAUCGGGGACGGAUCGUCGCAGGAAUUUGAGUUCCCCGAAAACACGGACGGCGUCAUCGUCAUCUCCAGCCGGUACCGGAGCCCCGCGGCCGGCAGGAAGGGCCGCCAGAGCCGGAAGCAGACGGUGAGAGUCCGCUCCCUGGACCCGGAGGUCCUCUCCAUCCUCAACGUGACGGACAGCGGGACAAACCCCCGGAGCUACACCAUCAGCAUCCGCUCCGGGUUUUCGGGCAGGGCGCAGCUGCACAUCCAGCUGCUGGACCUGGACCAGGACUCCAUGCCGGUUCUGAUCGAGGAGAGGACGGAUUACUCCAUCAAAGUGGCGCCCGGUCAGGAGGAGGACCCGGCCGGCCGGCUCGUCCAGUCGUCCGGGGGUCUGUCUCACUUCUCUGAGAACCCCGUGCUCUUUGCCUUGCUGCCCCUCAUCUUCGUCAACAAGUGUGCCUUCGGGUGCAAGGUGGAGGUGGAGGUGCUGCGGGGGCUGCUGCGGAGGCCCGUGCCCCUGCUCCUGGGGGUGCUGGGCCAGUUCCUGGUGAUGCCCCUGUACGCCUACUGCGUGUCCCGGCUGGCCUCCCUGCCCACCACGCUCUCCCUGGGCCUGGUCAUCACCUGCUCGGCGCCGGGGGGCGGCGGCGGCUACCUGUACAGCCUCCUGCUGGGGGGGGACGUCACCCUGGCCAUCUCCAUGACGCUGGUGUCCACGGUGGUGGCCACCGCGGCCAUGCCCCUGUCCUCGGCCCUGUACGGCCGGCUGCUGGGCGUGCACGCCGCCCUGCACGUGCCCUUCGUGAAGAUCCUGGGCACCCUCCUGUUCAUCGCCAUCCCCAUCUCGCUGGGCAUGCUGGUCAAGCUCCGGCUGCCCGCCCUCACGCGCGUCCUGCUGGUGCUCAUCCGCCCCUUCAGCCUGGUGCUCAUGAUCGGCGGGAUCUUCAUGGCCUACCAAAUGGGCGCGUCCAUCCUGGCCAACGUGGAGCCCCAGAUCGUGGCGGUGGGGGUGACGGUGCCUUUGCUGGGCCUGGUGGUGGGGGCCGUCCUGGCCCAGCUGGCGGGCCUGGCCCCGCCGCAGAGGAAGACGGUCAGCAUCGAGGUGGGCGUCCAGAACAGCCUGCUGGCUCUGGCCGUCAUGCAGCUGUCCUUCCAGCGGCUGGAGGCGGACUUUGCCUCCCAGGCGCCCUUCAUCGUGGCCCUCAGCAGCACCUCGGAGAUGCUGCUCAUCGUGUUGGGGUCCUUCCUCCAGCGGCGGUUCUGUGGCUCCGCCGUCCUCAGGAGUGACGCCUGA
Menidia menidia (Atlantic silverside) is the source of this 1422-nucleotide messenger RNA. The record is from the annotation of a GenBank genome assembly. Lineage: Eukaryota; Metazoa; Chordata; Actinopteri; Atheriniformes; Atherinopsidae.